Sipha flava (yellow sugarcane aphid) is the source of this 657-nucleotide messenger RNA. RefSeq names its product zinc finger BED domain-containing protein 5-like. Lineage: Eukaryota; Metazoa; Arthropoda; Insecta; Hemiptera; Aphididae. Bases 1 to 657 code for a protein of 218 amino acids. The record is from RefSeq and is a predicted model, not a curated record. The transcript has a single exon.
AUGCAGCCUCACACUAUAGCUGAAAAUUUAAUAUUACCAGCUUGCAAAGAAAUUGUAAAAUCAAUGUUAGGUGAGAGUGCUGAGAAGGAAGUUUCUCGUGUUCCAUUAUCAAAUAACAUAAUAUCUCGAUUAAUUGACGAUAUGUCUUCCGACAUUCAAAAACACGUCUCUGAAAUUUUAUGUGAUGACCGAAAAUUUUCAUUACAAAUUGACGAAUCGACCGAUAUUAGUCAAAAAUGUCAAUUAUUAAGUUAUAUACGAUUUAUUGAAAACAAUGAGGCUAUCGAACAAUUUUUAUCUGGUACUGAAUUAUUCACAACAUCGACCGGGCAAGAUAUAUAUAAUUGUGUCAGUGAUAAUCUACAAAAAAAUGAACUGUUAUGGACAAAUUGUAUUUCCGUAUACACAGAUGGAACUCCUGCAAUGACUGACAAAUUUAAAGGCUUUGUUUCGAAAUUAAAACAAGAUUUUCCAAAUAUUAUUUCAACCCAUUGUUUUAUACAUCGUGAAGCUUUGAUGAUUAAAUCGAUUCCAGAUGAGCUUAAAAAUGUUCUUGAUUUGGUAAUUAAAAUGAUAAAUUAUAUUAAAUCAAGAGAUCUUAAAACACGAAUUCUCAAAAAAAUGUGUGAAGAAGCUGGUCUCGUUAUGAAGUUUUAG